CGCCGCGCCCACGCUCUAGGCGCUCGGGCCGCCACGUCCAUGCGCCGCCGGGUCCGUCCCCUCCCCGCCCCGUCCAUGGGACGCCGCGCCCAGCCGAGCCGCCCCGGGCCGCCGGCGCGCCACCCGGUCUGCCCCGUCCACACGGGCCGCCGCGCCCAGCCGAGCCGCCUCCACUCCCCUCCACCAUCCCCAAUCACGCCUCCACUCCCCUCCACCAUCGACAACAUUGAAGCCAAUCCCACGGUCCACUCGGACGUCAACUGCUCCUCCCCGACCUGCCUCGAGCCCUCGACGCCUCCCCACCGCUGCGCUCUCACUCCCUGCCCCCACGCGCCACCGCCAUCCCUCCUUCCUGCUACCGUCGUCGUCGCGCCUCGCCCUCCUCCAGGUGGAACGGCUACCAGCAUGAGCGGAUGCAGCCCUAGAUCAAGCCAAUUGAUCUUUCGCGACGUGGGAAGACGCCGGGGCGCUGGACUCGCUGCCUCCCCUCCCGCAUACCUGAUUGUCGGUUAGCGCUCAACGACGAGGGAUACACCGCCGCUGGCCGGGCGAUGUGGUUUUUGUUUUCGGGUCCUAGGGAUUUUACAAGCAGUUGUUUGACCCUACUAAUUUCCGUCGGAUGCACAUAUUUCAGAGAACAGUACUCGUCUUAUGGUUCUACUUGCAGGGAUCCCCGUGGGUUGAGGGCGUCGAGUCAAUGGAGUUGUGUGCGGCCACGGCAACAACACGCGUGGAGCUG
Messenger RNA from Triticum urartu, 739 nucleotides. Lineage: Eukaryota; Viridiplantae; Streptophyta; Magnoliopsida; Poales; Poaceae. The record is from RefSeq and is a predicted model, not a curated record.